Messenger RNA from Protopterus annectens (West African lungfish), 405 nucleotides. Its product is annotated as ribonuclease H-like. The coding region runs from base 1 to 405 and encodes 134 amino acids. The record is from RefSeq and is a predicted model, not a curated record. Gene Ontology annotation, molecular function: nucleic acid binding; RNA-DNA hybrid ribonuclease activity. The transcript has a single exon. Lineage: Eukaryota; Metazoa; Chordata; Ceratodontiformes; Protopteridae.
AUGGAGAAACAAAAACCUGCAUGGUUUACUGAUGGCUCUGCCAAAAUUGGAUCUAGUGGCAGAACCUGGACUGCAGUAGCUUACUGCCCACAAACAGAGACUGUUUUGUUCAAUAAAGGAACUGCUGGUUCAAGUAAUCAGGCAGAGCUGCGAGCUGUUGCUUUAGUUAUUGAUAGUUUACCACAUGGAGAUAAAGCAUACAUCUAUACUGAUAGCUGGGCAGUCUAUAAAGGACUGACAACUUGGCUGCCUGCCUGGCAACAACAAGAUUGGAAAAUUCAUGGUAGACCUCUAUGGGGAGGUUCAGAAGAUUGGCAACAAAUUGGGAAAAAAGCACAACAAUGCCAAAUUAGAGUUGGCCAUGUAGAUGCUCAUGCAUCACUUGUGACCGGAAAGAAGGCAUAA